UUAAACAUCACUAAAGGGUAAGGACUUCCCUAGGUCCUGCCCAGGAAACAAAGACAUUCUAAGUAGUGAAAAGUUUCUUUGGAGAUGGAGAAGCUUUGUCCUGCAGCAAGAGGAGUUUGGUUAGUUUCCACCCUUCUGGUGGCAUCCUUUCUGGUUAGCGGUGGAGAAGGUAAAUGUAAAGAUCCCAGAUGCAAUGCGAAUCUAAGCCCCUUUCAGCAGUGGAUAAGUGUCGCAGAGUGCCUCAGAAACACACCACCGAGCUGUCCCGACAAGUACAAGCUGACAAUAGAAGGAUGGAUGAACGUAACGAGCGAGGAUGGAGAGGCUUUUUGCAAGGAAGGAGGCUGUAAGGACCAGACACUGGCUGUUUUAGACUGCAUCAACGAUGUAAAGAGAGACGCCUGGUUUGGCAGUGGAGCGGUGGUGCAGGAUCUCGUCUUCACCAUCAAUCACGGGUGUACUUACGGGUUCAAUGGAACCACCCUGAUCAAGAAGAAACAUAAGUGACAGGCAAAAGCGGAAUUCACUUUGCAGCAUCAGUAGCAAUGGCGAUCGGUCUAUUCCAGUGGAUACUUUAAUAAGUCAAACAGUAGUAUUCCGUGGGUUUUCGGGUUAUACUCUUGUUUAUUUGUCACUAUAAAGGUUCACAUGCACUUGAAAUAACAGAGGGAACGAUGAGCAAACCUUUGCUGUGUA
This is a messenger RNA of Punica granatum (pomegranate), 696 nucleotides long. Lineage: Eukaryota; Viridiplantae; Streptophyta; Magnoliopsida; Myrtales; Lythraceae. The record is from RefSeq and is a predicted model, not a curated record.